CGCCAAGGGUUUGGCAGGGGAGGAAAUAACAAGAAUCCGCCCAAGAGCCCGGCGCAAGCUCAAGCUCCGCAGGGCACAAUGUCGAACUCGCCCUCGCUGACCAACAGCCUGUCCGUGGAAGGCCUCACCGCAAAUGACCCCGAUGCCCCUAAAUACUUCUUCCAAGAGAAGUACGCUCCGCUGAACGUUAGGGGUAACUUCUUGACCUUGUGUGCCUGUCCGAAGAAUGUGGAGUUAGGAGAAUGGCUGGCUCACCAGAUUGUUGAACAAUAUCGUCUACUCCACGGCAUGCUUCAGGUCAUCCAGGAGGUGAACGGUGUCACGGGCUUCCCCAUUUGCAAUGAGAGCACAUGUCCCACAAUGUCCGCAGGAAGGUUGACCUACACUUGGCUCGUGGACGGCCGCGCAGCUAAGAUUUCCGCCCCUAAAUUCAUCAAUCGCGUCGAGAAAUGGAUCGUCAGCAAAAUCCAUGAUCCCGUCAUGUUCCCUACUGAGAACGUCAACGGCAUCCCCGAAACCGCCUCAAUCAAGGACGCCGCUGCCAACGGAGCUCCCCCCGCUACCCCUACAGACCCCUCAACCCCAGCUGGAGCAAACAGCAACCCAGACGAAUGGAUUGGAAAGUCUAGUGGUUUCCCUCAGACAUUCUACAAGGACUGCCAGGGUAUCAUGAAGCAGAUGUUCCGCUGCUACGCGCAUCUGUACCAUGCCCACUGGCUGAACCCUUUCUGGCAUAUCAACAAACAUGAUAUUCUGAACAUGUGCUUUGUGCACUUCGUCACCGUUGCCAAGUACUACCAGCUGGUCUCCGACAAGGAGAUGGAGCCCAUGCAGCCUUUGAUUGACCUGUUCAUCAAGCAGCAGCGGGUCCCUCCGGAGGCGCUAAACGGUGGCCACUGGGCCCAACAGCCUGCCAUUUAG
Penicillium maclennaniae is the source of this 921-nucleotide messenger RNA. Its product is annotated as Mob1/phocein family protein. Gene Ontology annotation, biological process: signal transduction; cell division; positive regulation of protein phosphorylation. The record is from RefSeq and is a predicted model, not a curated record. Gene Ontology annotation, molecular function: protein kinase activator activity. NCBI's taxonomy places the organism in Eukaryota, Fungi, Ascomycota, Eurotiomycetes, Eurotiales, Aspergillaceae. The transcript is spliced from 3 exons. The annotation marks the transcript as partial. Gene Ontology annotation, cellular component: nucleus; cytoplasm.